AUGAUUGUCAACAUCCAACAUUUUGCAGGAGACCCAGGUAUUAGGUUAUCCACAUAUAGAACUAUUGUUUUGUUUGUUUCCAUCGGAAUUUCUAUUUUUUCUGUUCUUCAGGCCGAGAAUUCAGUCAGAGAGUCUUUGUUUUCAGGUAUUUUCCAGUUCGGACUUGUGAACACUCUUUCCAUUGUGAUGGAGUACAUGCAUUCAAACAAAGAGGUGUUUCUUAAGGACAUUUACGAAGAACCAAUGAAUCUUGGAGAAUUUUCUGAUAAUGCAAUUGGUGAGGCCAUCUCUUCUGACUUCUCAGAUGAAGUAUCUUAUUCAUCUGAACAAUAUGAAUAG
Messenger RNA from Trichomonas vaginalis G3, 339 nucleotides. RefSeq lists its product as uncharacterized. The transcript has a single exon. The coding region runs from base 1 to 339 and encodes 112 amino acids. The record is from RefSeq and is a predicted model, not a curated record. Lineage: Eukaryota; Parabasalia; Trichomonadida; Trichomonadidae.